This is a messenger RNA of Botrytis byssoidea, 639 nucleotides long. RefSeq lists its product as uncharacterized. The record is from RefSeq and is a predicted model, not a curated record. Lineage: Eukaryota; Fungi; Ascomycota; Leotiomycetes; Helotiales; Sclerotiniaceae. The transcript has a single exon. Bases 1 to 639 code for a protein of 212 amino acids.
AUGCUUUGGUUAGUUGGCGCCGUAACAACUUUCACUUGCGACCACCAGUACUUCGCCAAUCUCACUCUGCACCAAGCUGGGGACGAGGAAGACUGGAGAUGCAUCACCGGGCCCGACACGACCUGGAUCAAACACGACAGGGAGUGCCCUGAUUGCAGAAACCAAAUACCUCCCACGAGCCCAGUCAUCCUUUCUCGUCCAAUCAGUCCUUUGCUCACUGCGCCAGCCAAUCUCAAAGACAGGCGAGGUGUCCUCACAGAGUACCGUUGCGGGCAUCACAAAGUAUCCGCAGUAGCAGACGUGGGCAUCGUUCUUGGAGUCGACAAGCUCGGAUUCUUGUUGAUUCAAUCAAAACAUAGGUGCCCCCGGUGCUUCGCGCACGGAAUCGAAGAAAGCUCCUCAGACGAGCAGAGCAGCACCAGAAGCCAACCAGAGGAAACACCAUUCGUUCCAUUCGACGGACCCGACCUGGAGAUCGCCGACAACAUGGACAUGGCAACUCUGGCCAGGCAGACAAGACAAAGAGAGGCUCGCGCCACAUUCGAUUCUCCCCCCACCUCUUCAAGAAGAGACAGCAAAAGGGAGAAGGCCAAGAAGAUCGGUAAGUCGCUCUGGGGAUCAAUCAAGAAGAAGUUUUAA